This is a messenger RNA of Paramecium tetraurelia, 1437 nucleotides long. RefSeq lists its product as uncharacterized. The record is from RefSeq and is a predicted model, not a curated record. The transcript has 3 exons. Lineage: Eukaryota; Ciliophora; Oligohymenophorea; Peniculida; Parameciidae.
AUGAAUUAUCAACUAACACAAUCUUAGUAUGCUGUUCAACAAUACUCUACAGAGAUCAGAAAUCAGGAUAGGGAAUCAAGAAUCAACUCUCUGAGAGAUAGGCAAAGACAAAGAAAUCAACAGACAUAGGAGGCGGUCACUUACGAUUUUAGAUAAUUCGAUAAUCUAAUCAAAUAGUUUUAGGACAUUACUUUGGCUGAUGAAUUGAGGUUUGAAUUAUUAAAACCUGCUAUUCACUUUACAGAUGAUGAUGAUAAUUCGCAUUAUGCAAUCAAAAAGGUGGUGGAAGCAGAUGACGUUGUUUAUCUACUAAAGGAAACAGUUUAUAACGAAAACAUCUCUCUUGAAUACAGAUCUGAUACUUUAUUGUUGUUGGCUCAAAUGAUGUAUAGUAAUUAUGAACUCUGUUCUGAGCUAUUGAAAUAGGGAAUUUUGUAGUUGCUAAUAGAUUUGGUUAAGAUUUCCUUUUAUCAUGGAAACCUGAUUUUUCUUAGUCACUCAUUGUUGGGUUUAGCUAAUUCUAUUACUCAUGAAUCAAAGAUAAGAACCAUCUAUAUAGAAAAUUAAUUAGAUUAAUUGAUUUUGCAAAUACUCUAGAAGUAUGAUGAUGCGAACAUCAAAAAGAGUGUCGCUAGAAUUAUGAACGAUUGGUUUAGAAGUAAGCUGGAAUCUAUUGAUAUUGAUCUCUUUUCCUAAAUUAUGAAUUACGUCCUCAUAAUUCCUUCCUAAGACAACAGUGAGUAUAAGGAGAACUUGAUUUGGUUUGUGUAUGGCUUUAUCAGUCAAGUAUUGGAUUAAGUCAAAGACAUGAGCGAUCAAUUCAUCUAAUCAUUGAUGUCUCUACCUAAUUUGACCAGUUUCCUAAGACAAAAGCUAUGCGACAAGGAACAACUUGGAAUUGUGGCAGGAAUUCGAACAAUCACCAAAAUAUUUAGAAAGGUAACUGAUCAAAGUGUGUUGUAUGAUAUAUUCUAUGAUGAUCUUCGUAUUCUGUUUAGAAAUGGAUAGUUAUAUGAAGUGAACUUAGCCAAAAUAGAAAUAUUGAAACUCAUGUAGGUCAUGCACUAACAUCCUAAAUGCUCAAUAUUUGCUUAGGAGUUUAAUUCAACACAACAUUACUAUUUCUACAAUUUAAAAUGCUAAGAAUUUACACUAUUGGGUUUGGAGGUAUGCAACAUAGAAAAUUUUGAUCCUCAACAAUUGUCUAUUCUACUCAACCUUUGUAAAAAUAUAUUGAUGACUGAUAUGAUUGAUUCUACCAAGUUGUCAGCUGCACUCACAAUUAUACAAAAAAUACUUGAUUUCGAUAAUAGCUACUAUCUAAAAAUAUAAGAUUGUAUUAUUAUUAUUGAAAAAUUGCAAGACAAUAAAAAUACUUAAAUAAUGACAUCUGCAUCUAAUUUAAUUGAAAAUUAUAAAAUGCUUUUUAAAUAAUGA